Carassius carassius (crucian carp) is the source of this 957-nucleotide messenger RNA. RefSeq names its product gastrula zinc finger protein XlCGF8.2DB-like. The annotation marks the transcript as partial. The transcript has 2 exons. Gene Ontology annotation, molecular function: DNA-binding transcription factor activity, RNA polymerase II-specific; RNA polymerase II cis-regulatory region sequence-specific DNA binding. Gene Ontology annotation, biological process: regulation of transcription by RNA polymerase II. The record is from RefSeq and is a predicted model, not a curated record. Gene Ontology annotation, cellular component: PcG protein complex; transcription regulator complex. NCBI's taxonomy places the organism in Eukaryota, Metazoa, Chordata, Actinopteri, Cypriniformes, Cyprinidae.
AUGUUGGGUUCCGGCUCGGGACGUCCUGGAUCGCUCGCUUAUCGACCAGUUUCACCAACGCAGCCCUUCCUCGGGGGCGCCGGGAGGCGCUCCUGGGGGAGGGGGUACUGUCAGGACUCGGAGUUUAUUGAAGAAAGUGAGGAGAACAAAGAAUUAAAUGAAGUUCAAGAGAAAAAUCACGUCAAAACUGGAGAAAAACAUUUGAGUUGCUCUCAAACCAAACAGAAAAAUGUAAAGAAAAGAGGAGCCAAGAAAUCUUUCACCUGCACUCAGUGUGGAAAGAGAUUUACACGCAAAUAUAAACUUGAUGUUCACUUGAGAGUUCAUACUGGAGAGAAACCAUUCACUUGUGAUCAUUGCGGGAAGUGUUUCACACAAUCAUUAAGCCUUAAGAGACAUGUGAACAUCCACACUGGAGAGAAAGAGUACAAGUGUUCACACUGUGACAAGAGAUUCAGUUGGUCAGGAAGCCUGAAGAAACACAAGUUAAUACACACUGGAGAGAAACCGCACACAUGUGAUCAGUGUGGGAAGAGUUUCAGACAAAAAGGAAACCUUGUGACACAUAUGAAAGUUCAUACAGGAGAGAAACUGUUCUUAUGUAAUCAAUGUGGAAAGAGUUUUUCACUCUUAGCAAACCUUAAGGUACACAUGAACAUCCACACUGGAGAGAAACCUUUUAAGUGUUCACACUGUGACAAGAGAUUCAGUCUAUCAGGAAACCUGAAAACGCAUGAGAGGAUCCACACUGGAGAGAAACCGUACACAUGUGAUAAGUGCGGGAAGAGUUUUGCAAGAAAAGGAAGUCUUAUGGCACAUAUGAUUGUUCAUACAGGAGAGAAACUGUACAUAUGUAAUCUUUGUGGAAAGAGUUUGAAAUGCAAAUCUAGCCUUGAAGGUCACAUGAGAGUUCAUACUGGAGAGAAACCAUACACUUGUGAUCAGUGCGGGAAGAGU